This is a messenger RNA of Drosophila suzukii, 1333 nucleotides long. It is a transcript of the gene Gbp2, whose product is annotated as Growth-blocking peptide 2. NCBI's taxonomy places the organism in Eukaryota, Metazoa, Arthropoda, Insecta, Diptera, Drosophilidae. The record is from RefSeq and is a predicted model, not a curated record.
AUACGCAUCAGUCUCUUUCGAAUCUUCAACACUGCUGGUGGAUCGAUUCUGCUUCGAAAAUGUUUUCCCAGCUCUUAUCUUUGAGUUUGGCCCUGUCAUUGAUCUUUAUUGUCAGUGGACAAUGGAAUGAAUUCCAGAAUCCUUACUAUGUGGAAAACGGCGGACUAGGCAACCCGCACCAUCAUCGCCAUCAUGGUCAUGGUCACCACGGACAUGGUCCAGGAUAUUCAGGUCCACCCCCCUUCGCCUACGGUCGCUUCCCACCGCCUCCUUCGUACUAUCCAGAUAAUCAGCCGUCUGGUGGUGUUCCACCUUAUUACCCAUCUGGUGGUCCAGUUCGAGGAUACCAGCCUGGCGGUCAAUUCGGAGGUCAACCUGGAAGAGAUUUUAACAGGGGUCAACCGGGCUUCCAGCAACCCGGUGGAGAUUAUCCCAGGGGUCAGGGUCAACCAGGCUUCCAGCAGCCAGGAGAGGAACCUGCCAGAUGGCAGCCCGCGGGAAAGCCGCCAGGCUUUCAACAACGAGGCAGCGAAGAGGAGAGGCCAACCUAUCCUGGUGGAUUCCAACAACCAGGCGGAGGAAACACUCUACAGCCUAGACCAGGACAGAACACUGGAGGAUUCCAACAACCAAGUGUCGGAGGCAACACCUUACAGCCCAGACCUGAGCCAAGUACAGGAGGAUUCCAACAACCAGGACAAAACGCUGGAGGUUUCCAACAGCCAGGACAAAGCAGUGGUGGAUUCCAACAACCAGGACAAAGCACUGGAGGAUUCCAACAGCCAAGUGGCAGGGGAAAUACUCUACAGCCCAGACCUGGGCAAAACGACGGUGGAUUCCAACAGCCAAGCGUUAAUAAUCCCAUCCAACCGCGACCUGGUAGCCAAGAGGAGGACUACUCUGGGUUCAAUUUUCAGUCACCCAAAACAUUGCAGCCACGACCUAAUCAGGGUCAAGAGAUCGGAAGCCCUGGCGUCGGAAAGACCAUCCAACCGAUUCCUGGGCAGCAGCAGCACUCAGUGAUUCAACCCAUUCCUGGCCAAGAUUCAUCUCCUGACACUGUGGGCAACAACAUCAAGGACCUCUUCAGCACCCAAGACUUCCUGUCCCCCGAAUUGAGCCAAGCUCCGGGAGCCAACAGAGAUCCGAAGUCGGAGGCUGAGGAAGUGAGUCCUGAGGCGGUGAAUCAGCGAAGUCUAUUCGACCUGGAUCCUAAGUGCUCGGGGGGAACCAAACUCAUGGCAGGACGUUGCCGAAAGGAAGCCUAGUGUAUCUCCGGAAAAUGCAUACCUUCAAAUACUGAUGUUGCCCUGUAUGUUGCCAACAUGUAGAU